Molecule: messenger RNA, 5494 nt
Organism: Orbicella faveolata
Lineage: Eukaryota; Metazoa; Cnidaria; Anthozoa; Scleractinia; Merulinidae
Product: guanine nucleotide exchange factor DBS-like
Biological process (GO): intracellular signal transduction
Cellular component (GO): cytoplasm
Molecular function (GO): guanyl-nucleotide exchange factor activity; protein binding
Source: RefSeq, a predicted model, not a curated record
GCAAACGGUAGCGGCUCAUUGACUGAAGUCGUUGCAUUCACAAUACAUAAUUAUUCUACAAUGGUGUCGCAUUCGUCAAACCGGAACGGACGAUGCAAAUGUCUCGAAAGAAACCGGAAUUGAAUUGAAUUUAGAUCAGACUUCAACAGUAGCGUCAAAAAAUCAACUUCUAUCGAUUGAAUUACCUGGAUGGCAUCCGCAAUUUUUUAUCGCCACAUCUUCGUCUCCUGAUAUCCGCAGGGUUUCAUUUCCGUUGUAUUUCACUAUGGCCCAAGGCGAAGAUGCUUCUUCUGUCGUUACAACAGUUUCAGAUGCUGCAACAGUUAAAGAAGAACCUAAAAUAAACGCCAUUGAAAUAGCUGCUCUUUUACAAGAAAAGUAUGCCUUCUUAUCUGGAGCACAAGCUAAGAAUGGAUGCCUGUUUGUCACAAUACCUGAUCAUCCCAAGUUUGGAAGUCUUAGUGACAGAGAUGCUGAAAGAGUCUUUAAAUAUCUUGUUGGACUGGCCAGUGAGGAGAUGCUCAAGAAAGGAUUUAUCUUAGUACUUGACAGGAGGAAGGACAAAUGGGGAGCAGUAAAAUCUUGUCUUCAAAAAAUACAGAAAUGCUUUCCAAAUAAAGUGUGCAUACAUACCAUUUAUGUAUUAAAGCCACAAGGAUUUUUCCAGAAACUUGGUUCUAAACCCAGCUUUGUGGCUGAUGGUCUGCUUGGCGACUCAAAAAUACAGAUUGUCUCUCUCAAUACUGCCACUGAGUUAGAGGAGUACAUUGAUAGUUCACAGCUGUCAGAAGAACUGGGAGGAAGUCUGCAAUAUAAACAUGCACAGUGGGUUCAAUACAGAACAGCAAUUGAAAGGUUUGAACGGAACUUAACAACCUUUGAUGAGAGGACUGCAGAGCUGCGGCAGACUUUUUUGCGGACCAAACUGUCUUCGGUUGUACAGGAAAUGGAACAGAUUAUAGAAACACAAGAAGAAAUGUGGCAUGAUGUCAAAGAAGACAUGGAAAGUGCAAGACAAGCGGGAGUUACUCUGUUGGACUGUAUUCAUCCUAAGCAGAGAGAUGUCCAUGAAGAGUGGUAUACUCCUGACAUCAAGGCAAAUGCUGCAGAAUUGAAACAAGUAUUGAUUCAACUUGAGGACAUGAAGAACAAAUUUGACAGGUUCUGGAAAGAACACAAGUCAAAGAUUCAGUACGGCUUGAAAGUGUGUCUGUUUGAAAGGGAAAUGAGCCAGACAACAGGCCUGCUUCUCUCAGCUUUAGGCAACCUAUCUGCUCUGACAGAUCUCGGAGACUCUAAAGAUGAUGCAGAAUCACUAUUAGAGCAACUUAAAGAAUUUACAAAUAAGAGUAUGGAACUUCUUGACAAAGCCAAAGGUUUAGUUGCCAAGGGACUGAAAAUGAUAGACUCAAAUGAACAAGCAAAGGAUUCCAUCAAGAUGAAAUGUGACGAAAUAAGGGAGCUCUGUGACAAGUUUGACAAGGUGGCACAAAAGAGAGAAGAUGAUUUAAAGAAAGCAAUGGAUAUACACGAGUGUCUGGAAAUGGUCAACAAGUGGUGCAAGACAGGUGUAGAUCUUUUAGCAUUACAGCCCAUAGACAGAUUUCAGUCAUCGGAAGGUGCUGAGAAAGCACUGGAUGAAAUUGAUAACUUCCUGAAGAGUCCACAAGGGAUGAACAUGGUAAAGGUUCGGAAAAUGAUGCCCACAAGUACUGCUCUUGGUAAUAAAACACUGAUCAGCAAGGUCAAAGACAGCAUGAAGAGAAUCAGUGAGGUCAAUGAUAUGAUGGCCAAGCGUGAAACCAGCCUGAAGAAACUUGUUGUGAAGCGUCCAGUACAGCCUGUAUCAGCAAUACCUGCUAAUCAGGCUUCCAAUCCCGAAGAUCAAAAAGAUUCCAAACGUAAACCAAGUACUACUCUCAAGAGCCCAGGUCAGUGUGCCUGGUACAAAGCAAUUGAAAGGUUUGAACGGAACUUAACAACCUUUGAUGAGAGGACUGCAGAGCUGCGGCAGACUUUUUUGCGGACCAAACUGUCUUCGGUUGUACAGGAAAUGGAACAGAUUAUAGAAACACAAGAAGAAAUGUGGCAUGAUGUCAAAGAAGACAUGGAAAGUGCAAGACAAGCGGGAGUUACUCUGUUGGACUGUAUUCAUCCUAAGCAGAGAGAUGUCCAUGAAGAGUGGUAUACUCCUGACAUCAAGGCAAAUGCUGCAGAAUUGAAACAAGUAUUGAUUCAACUUGAGGACAUGAAGAACAAAUUUGACAGGUUCUGGAAAGAACACAAGUCAAAGAUUCAGUACGGCUUGAAAGUGUGUCUGUUUGAAAGGGAAAUGAGCCAGACAACAGGCCUGCUUCUCUCAGCUUUAGGCAACCUAUCUGCUCUGACAGAUCUCGGAGACUCUAAAGAUGAUGCAGAAUCACUAUUAGAGCAACUUAAAGAAUUUACAAAUAAGAGUAUGGAACUUCUUGACAAAGCCAAAGGUUUAGUUGCCAAGGGACUGAAAAUGAUAGACUCAAAUGAACAAGCAAAGGAUUCCAUCAAGAUGAAAUGUGACGAAAUAAGGGAGCUCUGUGACAAGUUUGACAAGGUGGCACAAAAGAGAGAAGAUGAUUUAAAGAAAGCAAUGGAUAUACACGAGUGUCUGGAAAUGGUCAACAAGUGGUGCAAGACAGGUGUAGAUCUUUUAGCAUUACAGCCCAUAGACAGAUUUCAGUCAUCGGAAGGUGCUGAGAAAGCACUGGAUGAAAUUGAUAACUUCCUGAAGAGUCCACAAGGGAUGAACAUGGUAAAGGUUCGGAAAAUGAUGCCCACAAGUACUGCUCUUGGUAAUAAAACACUGAUCAGCAAGGUCAAAGACAGCAUGAAGAGAAUCAGUGAGGUCAAUGAUAUGAUGGCCAAGCGUGAAACCAGCCUGAAGAAACUUGUUGUGAAGCGUCCAGUACAGCCUGUAUCAGCAAUACCUGCUAAUCAGGCUUCCAAUCCCGAAGAUCAAAAAGAUUCCAAACGUAAACCAAGUACUACUCUCAAGAGCCCAGUUCAGUUCCGCCGGGAACGUAAGAAGUCAACUACUCCUGAAUCAACCAAGCGGCCAGUGUCCAUUGUGUUGACUGACAGUCUUCAGCCACAAGGAGGUGUCCGUUCAUCAGUUUCUGAGCCUAGUAUGCAGAGAGACAUUGUGGAUGGUACUGACAGUCCAGAAGCUGGCAGGAAGCGGAUACAAGUCAUGAGAGAAUUGAUUCAAACAGAAAAAGACUAUGUCAAUGACUUAGAAUGCAUUGUCAAUGGAUACCUUAAGGAAUUUGCGCGAGCUGGAAGCAAGAUCCCGGCUGAUUUACGUGGGAAAAAAAACAUAAUAUUUGGAAACAUUGAACAGAUUUAUGAAUUUCACAGCAGUGACUUUUUACUUGAGCUUGAAGCAUGCCAAGAUCAGCCUUCUCUUGUGGGUGCUGCAUUCAUCAUGAAGAGCAAUGAAUUUGAAAUGUAUGCAACAUAUUGUAAGAACAAACCAAGUUCUGAGGCUCUAAGAAUGGACUACAUUAAUUUGCCUUUCUUCAAGGAGUGUCAAGAACACUUGGGCCAUCUGUUGCCUUUAAGUGCAUUUCUUCUUAAACCAGUGCAGAGAAUCACAAAAUACCAACUGCUGCUGAGAGAGAUGAUGAAACUGACACUAAGAAACAGCACUGCAUAUGAUGACUUAGAGAAAGCUCUUGAAACCAUGGAAGGAGUUUUACGCCAUGUGAAUGAUGUCAUGCACUCUUGUGGGAUUAGAGGUUUUCCUGGUAACCUUGCUGAGCAGGGAAAGUUGCUUCUUCAAGAUUCCUUCAUGGUUUGGGAGACAAACAAAACCUUAAGUAUAUUGCCAUCGAAAGCGGGAAAGCAGCGACAAGUGUUUUUGUAUGAAAAGAUGAUUAUCUUUAGCAAGAAGAUUGAUGUUCAAGAAACUAGCAAAGAUGCUGUUGUUUAUCAGUACAAGAAGGAUGUUAAGACAUGUGAUGUGGGAUUCACUGAAACACUGCCAGCUGCACCUGAAAAAUUUGAGCUGUGGCUGAAUGGAAGAUCAGAAGUAUUUGUCAUGCAACCUGCAUCUAUGGAAGUAAAGAAACGUUGGGCAAAGGAAAUUACAAAUCUUCUGCAGUCCCAAUUCAAUCAAGUGAAAGAACAAUUUGGAAUUCAUGAUCGUUGGAAAUCAACCUCAGCUCUGUCGUCAGCAACUAUUUCUACAGAAACACAACUAAAAUCAAGAAGUCAUUCUACAUUGUCAAUUGCAUCCACUUUUGCAGCUACUAACAAGAGAUGUUCAGACAUACUGGAGAGGAGUAACACCAAUGAUGAUGAUGAUGAAGAUGAUGGCUUUGACACAGAGGAAUUUGAUUCAGAUAUUAGUGACGAGUCACCGACCAAUGAACCAGAGCAGUCUGAAUACAAUACACAGUACACACAGCCUGUGAGUACAACAGAGUAUAACACGCAAGAUGUUCCACGUAAAGGAUCAGGGUACUGUGCUGUCGCUGGCUACGACGCUGUGGAGAACACAGAGGUGUCCUUUCAGGAGGGAGACACUCUGGAACUGCUGAGGGUUGGACAGGAGGGGUGGUGGUUUGCGCGGCACACAGGAACUGCACAGGAGGGCUGGGUUCCAGCAAGUUAUUUAACGUAGCAAGGAGGGACAAGUUCAUGACAUACUCAGUUUUUUUGUGUGUGUAGACUACACAAUUAUUUAUAAAUAAAGUGUUUAUGACUGCAACAUUUUGGAUGAUAGUUAGACCAGUUAUGUUUUAAUUUCAGCUUCUAACUUAUUUAAAGUAAAUGUACUAGCUUCUAAAGGAACUAUUUCAGGAAUGAUGCACUGCGAAAAGAUUGGCCGAUAUUUACAAAUAUUGUCAGUCUUCACUUUCUCAGUCACUACCAUGUUGGUUUGUUUGUUCUUCGUUGGUGUUUUUUCUACCCUGGAAAGUGCUAUUUUGAUAUUUUUGAUAUCAUUUGAUCAUAUUCCAAAAUAAAUGUGACUUAGAAUAUUUUGGCAUAGCUCCUUUAAGUCUUUAACUGAAGCUUUUGCUGGAUAAUUCUCCGACGAAAGAUUGCCUUAGGUUUGGGGGUUAGCAUUAGAAUUUAAUUAGGAAUUUAAUAUGGCUUAGUGGAAUUUACAAAUUACUUUGAAAAAGGGGUUUAAAAUAGCAUGUGAAAGUAAAUAAUUAUUUAUCUUGCAAUGUACAAAAAUAUGUACAUCUCAGGACCGCCAUGUAUGUACACAGACUGUAAAACAGUUCUGUCCCCUUUAGGUCUCCUCCCUCCCAUAAAAUAUCUUGUCUGUUGAUCAGCAUGAGGUGAUAUAAUUAUGUAAAUGGUUACGACAUAUUCAGCAUUACACUUUGUUGGUUCUGCUUAUUAAAGAAAUUGAUCAGGAGGCCUCUCUUUGUUUACAUAUAGCUUGAUGCAUUGAAACACUACAAACUUUGGGAGAAUUCAUUUAAAGUACCUUAUGGAUAUAAAC